Messenger RNA from Folsomia candida, 1413 nucleotides. It is a transcript of the gene mRpL17, whose product is annotated as 39S ribosomal protein L17, mitochondrial. Gene Ontology annotation, biological process: translation. The record is from RefSeq and is a predicted model, not a curated record. Lineage: Eukaryota; Metazoa; Arthropoda; Collembola; Entomobryomorpha; Isotomidae. The transcript is spliced from 5 exons. Gene Ontology annotation, molecular function: structural constituent of ribosome. Gene Ontology annotation, cellular component: mitochondrial large ribosomal subunit; ribosome. Bases 593 to 1297 code for a protein of 234 amino acids.
GAUCUUUGAGUUUCUUUUCUCGUAGGGAAAUAAAUAACCUAUUGCUUUAUCUUUAUCCUUAUUCAAAUUAUUGACAUUUUAUUAGAGUGUCAACAUUUGUCAUUAACUUGAGAAUGGUCUGCAAUGCUGAUUCGUGGACGUCGUGGUCUUUCUAGAUUACAAAUUUUGUUAGCCGGCGUAAUUGGAACUGUGAGUGGGGUUUAUAUUUGGAAACCAAUUUUUGAGCGACAGGUGCAACGAGAACAAAACCAACAGCCAGACCAGUCAUUUGAAUUAGAAAGUAGUGCUUCUGCUAAUGCUGAAACUAACUCGAUCGAGAAACGUGUGGAAUAGGAUGAAAUGAAACUAGGAGCAAAUUUCACUUGGCUAUCAGCACAAUCAGCAUCAUCAUCAAACCAAAAUUCUUCGAAACCAAGGCCUUUGGCACCAGCCAGGAUUGCUAGAAUCUUCAGAACCUGGGCGGUUAUUGGAUUUGGUGCAUUUUUCUACUUUAAAAUUUGGCCCGAAUACAGACGAAUCCAGCGAGCAGGUGUUGAGGACGAGGUCUUAGUUUUAACUCGACGUGAAAACUAUUCGCUAGAUCAACAAGGAGAUGGCGACGCAAGCAGGGUUGGCACAAUUGGUCUCCAAACUAAGGAUUAAAAUUCAACCAGUUUAUCGCAAAAUGCAAAAUGCCGAGGGUCCAGUUGGACGUAUUAAGAUGAUGCGAAAAUCUGUCACAGCAUUGGUUAAAUACGAGCGACUAGAAAUGACGUACUUUCGAGCAGACGAGUCCAGAGGCUACGCAGAAAGGUUGAUUUCUGAAGCAGUUCGACAUGGAGAUUGUCAUCGUCCUACUAUGAAUUUGGCAAAAUUUUGGCUGGAAGAUGAAGCACUAGUGCCAAAACUUUUUAAGGUUCUUGUUCCUCGAUACCAAGAAUGGCCUAGCGGAUUACCCUAUACCAGACUACUUAGGGCUCCAUCAAACAUAACUGACUAUUCUGAAAAUGAAAACAUGAGACGUAACCGUGUGGUAUUAGAACUAAGAGGAAAUCCUUACCCCCCACUUGUUGGACCCAUGACCAAACCACACCCAGGACUUAUUCAUAAUGUUUUACUGGAAGAAGCUAGAAAAGACUAUUUUCGAACUCAAAAUAAGCUUGCGCAAGAAGCAGAGACGGAAAUACAAACUUUACCAGAUGAAGAUAGUUGCAAUUUGGAGGGUAUAUCCAGAGAAGACAUUCAAGAAAUCUCUGAAAAUCUACAAGAUGCUGUCAUCACGAAUAACUCAAAGUCAAAUCCACAGUCAUCAAGUUAGUAGUAGAGUAGUUAGAUUGAUUGAUUGGAAAUUAAGAACCACGACAUUAUGUAUGUCUAGUAUAUAGAAGUAGUAAGUUUAUAAGUCCUAAAAUAAAUUAUAUACAAGAAAUUUGA